Molecule: messenger RNA, 2136 nt
Organism: Mirounga angustirostris (Northern elephant seal)
Lineage: Eukaryota; Metazoa; Chordata; Mammalia; Carnivora; Phocidae
Gene: NOTUM
Product: notum, palmitoleoyl-protein carboxylesterase
Exons: 10
Coding region: 68-1660 (530 amino acids)
Biological process (GO): negative regulation of canonical Wnt signaling pathway; protein depalmitoleylation
Molecular function (GO): palmitoleyl hydrolase activity
Source: RefSeq, a predicted model, not a curated record
CCGCCGCCGCCGCCGCCUCAAGGCCGCCCGCUCUCCGCAGGUGGCCGCGGGCCCGAGCGGCGGGGCCAUGGGCCGAGGGGUGCGCGUGCUGCUGCUGCUGGGCCUGCUGCACUGGGCCGGGGGCGGCGAAGGCAGGAAGACCUGGCGGCGCCGCGGCCAGCAGCCGCCCCCGCCGCCGCCGCCGCCUCGUGCCGAGGCCGCCCCCGCGGCGGGGCAGCCGGUGGAGAGCUUCCCGCUGGACUUCACCGCCGUGGAGGGCAACAUGGACAGCUUCAUGGCGCAGGUCAAAAGCCUGGCUCAGUCCCUGUACCCCUGCUCGGCCCAGCAGCUCAACGAGGACCUGCGCCUGCACCUCUUGCUCAACACGUCCGUGACCUGCAACGACGGUAGCCCCGCGGGCUACUACCUGAAGGAAUCCAAGGGCAGUCGGCGGUGGCUCCUUUUUCUGGAAGGUGGCUGGUACUGCUUCAACCGGGAGAACUGCGACUCCCGCUAUGACACCAUGCGGCGGCUCAUGAGCUCCAGAGACUGGCCGCGCACCCGCACAGGUACAGGGAUCCUGUCCUCCCAGCCGGAGGAAAACCCCCACUGGUGGAAUGCCAACAUGGUCUUCAUCCCCUACUGCUCCAGCGAUGUCUGGAGUGGGGCUUCAUCCAAGUCUGAGAAGAAUGAGUAUGCCUUCAUGGGCGCGCUCAUCAUCCAGGAGGUGGUCCGAGAGCUCCUGGGCAAAGGGCUGAGCGGGGCCAAGGUGCUGCUGCUGGCUGGGAGCAGCGCGGGGGGCACAGGGGUGCUGCUGAACGUGGACCGCGUGGCCGAGCAGCUGGAGGAGCUGGGCUACCCGGCCAUCCAGGUGCGGGGCCUGGCGGACUCGGGCUGGUUCCUGGACAACCAGCAGUACCGUCACACGGACUGCAUCAACACGGUCACCUGUGCGCCCACGGAGGCCAUACGCCGCGGCAUCAGGUGCCAGACGCUGGGAUGCUGGCUGGGCCCACCAGCUCCUGUGCAGAGUGCCGGGGGGGGCCGGGGGCCGCCUGACCCACGGCAUGUACCCAGGUACUGGAACGGGGUGGUCCCGGAGCGCUGUCGGCACCAGUUCAAGGAUGGAGAGGAGUGGAACUGCUUCUUUGGCUACAAAGUCUACCCGACACUGCGCUGCCCAGUGUUUGUGGUGCAGUGGUUGUUCGACGAGGCCCAGCUGACUGUGGACAACGUGCACCUCACGGGGCAGACUGUGCAGGAGGGUCAGUGGCUGUACAUCCAGAACCUAGGCCGCGAGCUGCGGGACUCGCUCAAGGAUGUGCCGGCCAGUUUCGCCCCCGCCUGCCUCUCUCACGAGAUCAUCAUCCGAAGCCACUGGACAGACGUCCAGGUGAAGGGGACCUCACUGCCCCGGGCGCUGCACUGCUGGGACAGAAGCCUGCACGACAGCCACAAGGCCAGCAAAGCUCCCCUGAAGGGCUGCCCCGUCCACCUGGUGGACAGCUGCCCUUGGCCUCACUGCAACCCCUCCUGCCCCACCAUCCGGGACCAGUUCACGGGGCAGGAGAUGAACGUGGCCCAGUUCCUCAUGCACAUGGGGUUUGACGUGCAGACCGCGGCGCAGCAGCAGGGCCUGGAGCCCAGUAAACUGCUGGGCAUGCUCAGCAGUGGGAGCUAGGGCUCCUGGCCCCGGGGGCUGGCACUGGGGGCCAGCCACCUCCCCGGGCUCCCCUGCCCCUCCUAGGACACGCAGGGCCCCGGCUGUCCCCACAGCUGCCUUCACUGCCCCUCUACAACUGCCUUCGGGAGGCCCAGCCAGAGCCGGGAGUCCUGGGUCCUGCCGGGAGCCCUAGCCCCCCUCCUGCCUGCGCUGAGGAGCCCCCCGUGCGGGGUUCCGGCCCACCGGCCCACCAGCCCAAGGGGCCCCCGGUCCAGCCCCAGCCUCAGCCUCUCCUGGCCUUUUGUAUUAUUUUAUAAAGUGACUUUUUUUAUUACUUUAAUUUUUUUAAAAAGGAAAAUAAGAAAUAUAUGAUUAAUGAUACUGUUUUGUAACAUAUUUUUUUUAAAUAAUGAAAAAAAAGACAACAAAAGAGCCUCACCCUGCAGGCGUGUUUAUUUGAAUGGGUCGCGUGCCCACCGCACAGCCCCCGAGCC